Haliotis rubra (blacklip abalone) is the source of this 2162-nucleotide messenger RNA. Its product is annotated as solute carrier family 22 member 6-B-like. The coding region runs from base 7 to 1611 and encodes 534 amino acids. NCBI's taxonomy places the organism in Eukaryota, Metazoa, Mollusca, Gastropoda, Lepetellida, Haliotidae. Gene Ontology annotation, biological process: transmembrane transport. The record is from RefSeq and is a predicted model, not a curated record. Gene Ontology annotation, cellular component: membrane. Gene Ontology annotation, molecular function: transmembrane transporter activity. The transcript has 10 exons.
UAUAUCAUGGCCGACGACAAGAAGACCUCACUGCGGAAUAUUGACAGUGUUCUACAACUACUGGGAACAUUGGGUCGCUAUCAGCUGUUUCAAGCUACCCUGCUAGGUAUUGGAAACCUUUCAAUUUGUUUCCACCUCCUCAACUUCGUCUUUAUAGCUCAGCCCGUGAAACAACAAUGUGCUGUGGCGCCGCUUUAUGGCCACGACACCAACACCGACUACGGCAAAUGUGACGUGUUAGCACGGAACACCACCACCAAUGACACGUCAACACGUGCAUGCAGUAACUGGACAUAUGAUGUGCCGAAAGAUCAUUCCAUUGUGUCGGAAUGGGAUCUUGUCUGUGGGAAUGUCUACCUCGGUCGCCUCCCGCAGUCACUCUUCAUCGUAGGACAAGGAGUUGGCGCAGCCACGGUUUCGGUGAUGUCGGACAAAUUCGGGAGGAAGCCUUUCCUUGUCAUGUCACACGUGUUGACGGCCGGUGCAGGUCUUGCUUUAGCGUUCGCUCCUAAUAUUGCAGCUUUUUCUGGUCUGAGGUUGGUGAAUGGAAUGUUCCAACAGGGCAUUGUUGUGACAACAUUCACAAUGAUUAUGGAGGAGUUCCCGAUGAACCGGCGGGUAGAAGUAUCGACAGUGUUAGCUUUGGUGUGGAGUUUCUGCACAAUACUCCUCACAGGGACCGCCUACUUGUUUCGUGAUAUGGACUGGAGAACUCUGCAGCUCUGUUUCGUGUCGGUGUCCAUCAGUGUCCUUCUUCAAAUCUUCUUUCUGGGAGAGUCCCUGCGAUGGCUGAUUACAAACAAGAAGGCCAAGAAGGCCUUGUCGACAUUCAACAGAGCAGCCAAGAUCAACAACAUCGACGUGUCAAAUGUAGCAUUACCCGGUAUUGGAACUGAACAAGCACCUGUUGAAUUGACCCGUACGGGCAGCAAAUAUGUGGAACUACCAUCAGAGAAGUCGACAGAAGUCGUGAAAUACAACUGCCUUGAUUUGGUGCGGACCAAGUUUAUGCUGAAGAUAAGUGGUGUUGUAUGGUUCUCCUGGUUGGUUGACAGCUUGACGUACUUCAGCCUCUAUCUGACAUCUUCAUCCCUGCAUGAUGACUUCUACUUAAACUUCUUCCUCAACUCUCUGGCUGAAGUACCAGCAGGGCCACUCUACUGGUAUGUCGGAAGAAGAUGGGGAAGAAGAAUCUUCUUCAUGAGUUUCCAUACUCUCGCUGGGAUAUGUCUUCUCAUCGCUACAGUAGUUAAAGACUUGGCUGUCGGCCCAGUCGCACUGACAUCAGCUACUAUCUUGGCCUUUAUUGGAAAAGUCGGCAACGCCGCAUGUUUUAACGGGAUGUUUUCGUACGCACCGGAGAUCUACCCAACGAAUCUCAGAUCUGUUGGCAUGGGAUCGGGAUCGACAGCUGCCAGGGUUGGAGGAAUGAUCGCACCUUUUGUAUCUCUGCUUGCAGAACAAAUACCCUGGGCCCCUGGGACAAUUUUCGGGAUAGCGUGUCUGGUAACAGCUGCACUCAAUUAUCAGCUCCCAGAACCAGAGGGACGAGAACUUCCCCAGACAAUAGAGGACGUCAAGGCAUGGGAUAAAACUCCUGCAAGAGGUUAACACUACCCCGGAAAAUCAAUGCGUUUUCAAAUAUUUUAUCUCUAACGAGAAUAGUGUAAACAUCGUCAAAGGAUCACCAGCAUGAACAAUAUUCAGACAUACACAGUGUUAUUCAAUUACUAGUUUCCGAUGAAAUGUGAUAAAUGACAUCGGUAGUCAAAAGGAAAUGUAUACCUAAACCGACAUGUACCCACAAGUAUAUCAGUUAUGGUUACAACGUUAUAGUCUGUUCCUCAAAGCAGCCUUCAACUAAAAAAUGGGGACAUUUCUGAGGGAAAAGGAACGAAUUCAAUAUGACAUUUUAUGUUUGCUUCAACAAGUGUAUUAAGCGUAAAGUUUGUUCCGCUUAACGCAAAUAUGAUUUUCUCCUCUUAUAUUAAUAUUCACUGUAGAUGAUGAUUAUGUCGAUGUUAUGUGUAUUUUCGCAUUUCCAAGGCUUUUUUUCCAUCUAUCUGCCUCUCUGUAUGUCUCUGUCUGUCUGAAUAUUUUCUUAUUUUUUUCUCCAACGUUUUUUGUUGUGAAGAAUUAAGAAAUAUACUUUUAUGUCAAUU